This is a messenger RNA of Hylaeus anthracinus, 2032 nucleotides long. It is a transcript of the gene DNApol-alpha73, whose product is annotated as DNA polymerase alpha subunit B. The record is from RefSeq and is a predicted model, not a curated record. Gene Ontology annotation, cellular component: alpha DNA polymerase:primase complex. Gene Ontology annotation, molecular function: DNA binding. Bases 89 to 1867 code for a protein of 592 amino acids. The transcript has 7 exons. Lineage: Eukaryota; Metazoa; Arthropoda; Insecta; Hymenoptera; Colletidae. Gene Ontology annotation, biological process: DNA replication; DNA replication initiation.
UGCACGGUUUAUACAUUCGCAAUACCGCGCAUGGCUGCAUUGGUCAAAUUGGCGGGAAAAACCUGAAGAAUGUAGUUUACCGAGCAAAAUGGUGUCGGAAGAGUCGUUAAUUUCGUGUCUCUGUGAUUUAGGUUGUGAUGUUCCAGACAAAUCUGUCAUUGAUAGAUGUGUUCAGCUUUGUCAUGCUUAUAACAUUGACGAAGAAACAUUUGUAGAAUUAUGGGUUUCGUACACUGUUUCACAUUCUAUAAAUAUUAGUCCAACGCUAGAUGAUCUUAAUAAGUUAGAAGAAGAAGAACUUAAAAAAGGUCAAGAGAGUUCUAUUGAAACUGUUUCACAUGCAAUAUCUAAUAUAGAAGUGGAUAUACAGACUGACCAAGAAAUCACUAAUAAUGUUUUGGACAUAUACAACACUGGACCAUCUUCUUUGUUGAAGCAUGUUAAAAGAGCGAGAAGUCCGACAACGGAAACCGGAAACGAUACUAAAAUACGAGCGGUGGAUCAAACGUUUUCGCCAUCAACUUAUAGUUCAAAAACAAUUGUGCCUAAUCGUGCCCCAAGUACUCUCGUUAGAGGCAAAGUUCUUUUGAAUUUUGGCCCAGAUGUACACAUUUGGAAGAAACAAAACGAAUAUGAUAUAUCGAUCGCAAAGGCUGAUAAUCCUCACGUACCCAAAGAUGUGGUGUACAUGUACGAAAUGCUGUCCAAACAAGGGGCCGCUCUUGCCAGCAAUUGUGAAAGUUUUGGUGAGCGACUGUGCCACAUUUGGAACGAAAUGGGACCCACAGAGGCCAACGUGCGUUACGUGAGAAACGUAAUAUCCGUGAGCCAAACACCGUUUAGAACAUGGGGCAGAAUAUCCACCAUGAUCGAUAAAUCAACUGGUACUAAGGUGGUUAUGCUAGAAGGUUGCAAAAAAUGUAAGGGUGACAACAAUGCGCCUAUUAUUCGACUAGAUCUCAGCGGAAUCAAGCACUAUUCUGUUUUUACGGGACAGAUAGUUGCGGUGGAAGGUAUUAAUACCGCGGGAAACGUUCUAAUUGCGAAGGAAUUGUUUCUAAAAGGCCACGCACCUCUAGCAGCUACUCCAAAAUUAUUAAAAGAUUUGAGAGUGUAUGUUGCGGUUGGUCCAUUCACACCGUCUGACAAUUUAAACUACCAGCCGUUAUGGGAUCUCAUGGAACGCGUCGUAGAUGAAGAGCCGAAUAUAUUGAUCUUGAUUGGUCCUUUUAUAGAAUAUACGCACUCUGAGAUUAAGAAGUGUACCUUGAAAGAUACUUUUCAAGAGUUUUUUGAUAAAAUUUUGUCGAGGGUCAUGCAAUGUCUACAAGGGAGAUCUACGCGGGUCGUAGUAGUAUCUUCCAAUCGAGACGCACAUCACGAUCCCGUUUAUCCGACGCCGGAAUUCACCAUAUAUACAAACAAAAUUGGAUCAAACACCGCGAAUCUAUGUUCCAUGCCAGACCCAUGUAUAAUAAACGUUGAAGGUUUGCAAAUAGGAAUAACUUCCGUCGAUACUCUCAGACAUUUAGGACAGCAAGAAAUAUCGAAUACUCCCGGCAUGGACAGACUCGGCCGUUUAGCUGAUCAUGUAUUAUCCCAAACGACGUUCUAUCCUUUGUACCCUCCUUUUUCAGGGUUGAACUUUGAUACUACUCUUUGGCAAAAUUAUGCAUGUUUUGAACAACAACCGCAUAUCAUCAUUUUACCCUCCGAUGUUAGAUACUAUUGCAAAAUAGUCAACGAGUGUCUUGUUUUAAAUCCGGAACGAUUGCAGAAAUAUAUCUAUGCCAAGUUGUGCAUACGACCAGCCAGUAACGGGAAAUGGGAUCCAAAAAAUGUAUCCUGUGAAAUUGCGAAAGUUUAAGUUCGAUUUUGUUUACAUUUUUUACCUUCCUUUGUGUUUUACAUUCCUGCGUAUUUUGUUUUAAACACUAGUGCCAAAGAUAAUAAUUAAGAUGCAGUCUUGCACGUGUUUUCGCGUUGUUUGUCAAAGAAUUGACAGUGUGUUCAUAAUAAAAAAAAAAAAAUU